GAGCCGCUCUGCUCCGGCUGCUGCUGCUGCUGCCCCCUCCGAAGCACAAAGCGGCGGCGCCGGUGGGGACUCCUCCCGGUGGGACCAUGGCUCCGCCGCCGUCCUGCAAGAGCUGGCUCGCCAACGAGGGGAGCAAACAUCUCCUCCUGCUGCUCUGGCUGUCUCUCAACGUGGGGCUGUUUUGGAAAACCUUCUGGCUAUAUUUUCGUGAGCCACAGUAUUACUAUUUGCAUCAGAUGCUGGGGCUAGGAUUGUGCCUCAGCAGAGCUUCUGCAUCUGUCCUCAACCUCAACUGCAGCCUGGUCCUUUUGCCAAUGUGCCGGAUUCUCCUGGCCUUCCUCCGAGGGUCUCGAAAGGUGACCAGCCGGAAAACCAGGAGGCUCUUGGAUAAAAGCAAAACGUUCCAUGUAACUUGCGGUGUUACAGUUUGCGUCUUUUCAGUGAUUCACGUCGCUGCUCAUCUGGUGAAUGCUUUGAACUUCUCUGUGAACUACAGCGAAGAGUUUCUUGCACUCAAUGCAGCCAGCUACCAUGGCGAGGAUCCCAGGAAGCUCCUUUUUGCUACGGUUCCUGGCUUAACUGGUGUUCUUAUGGUGCUGGUGUUAUUCCUGAUGUCUACCGCUUCUACUUAUGCCAUUAGGGUUUCUAAUUAUGACAUCUUCUGGUAUACCCACAACCUCUUUUUUGUGUUCUACUUGCUGCUGAUGCUGCAUGUUUCUGGAGGAGUUCUGAAAUACCAAACUAAUUUAAAGGAGCACCCCCCAGGAUGUGUGAACCCUAAUGCAUCACUGCAAGAGGACAGCCAAUUGGCAGAUGGUUUUGACAAGUCACUUCCUGAAAAUGUCCCAGAGCCUCUCUCCGGAGGGUUGGUGAAGCUGGCGCCUGUCAUCCCAAACAGCGUUUUUUGUACCGAGAAGCCAAAUUUCCAAGCUCCUUUCCCUGAGACUUGGCUUUGGAUCUCUGGACCACUGUGCUUAUACUGUGCAGAAAGGCUCUACCGCUUUAUCCGGAGCAGCAACAAACCUGUAACUAUAACGGCGGUGAUUAGCCAUCCCUGCAAUGUGCUUGAGAUACAGAUGGUGAAGGAAGAUUUUAAAGCAAGACCCGGACAGUACGUGAUUCUGCACUGUCCCAGUGUGUCCUCUUUGGAAAGCCAUCCAUUCACCCUAACGCUGUGCCCAACAGCUACCAAAGCAACAUUUGGAGUUCACCUUAAAGUCAUAGGAGACUGGACAGAGAGACUUCGGGAUAUGCUGCUUUUACAUUCCAGUUGGAACCCUGAGAUUCUGCCAGUCUUCCAGCAGAGGUGUUAUCCUAAGAUGUACGUAGACGGCCCUUUUGGGAGCCCCUUUGAAGAAUCCUUCAGUUAUGAGAUCAGCCUCUGUGUGGCUGGAGGCAUUGGAGUGACUCCGUUUGCAUCGAUCCUCAACACCCUGCUUGAUGGCUGGGAGUGCUACAAACUCCGGAGACUUUACUUCAUUUGGGUAUGCCGAGACAUCCGGUCCUUCUGUUGGUUUGCUGAUCUGCUCUGCAAAGUGCAUAACAAGCUCUGGCAAGAAAAUCGACCAGACUUUGUAAACAUCCAGCUAUACCUCAGUCAAACAGAUGGGAUACAGAAAAUAAUUGGAGAGAAAUACCACACACUGAACUGUCGGCUUUUCGUUGGGCGGCCUCGCUGGAAACUUCUCUUUAAUGAAAUAGCCAAGUGUAACAGACAGAAAACUGUUGGUGUUUUUUGCUGUGGACCAAAUGAGAUCUCGAAAACCCUUCACAAACUGAGCAACAGAAGGAAUCCUUAUGGGACGAGGUUCGAAUACAAUAAAGAAUCCUUCAGCUGAAAGCCUCCAGGACUUAGAAGGACUGUCUGGAAGACCUGAAUGCAAUUUCAUGAGUUCAGAAGAGUCAGCAGUGUUAGCCAGACGCCGUGUACCAAAGAGUAGCAAAGUCUUUGCUUUUAUUUAUAACUAUUUAAUACACUAGAAAAGAAAAGAGAGAUUUGCAGGGGGUGGGGGGGAUACAUUCAGGAUGUUAUGCUCAACAGCCAAAAUAUCUUAGGAGCAGUGAGUCUUUACAGAGCUUGAAUUAGCAGAAGGCAAUUAGAGACAUGGAUAGUUGCUUAUGCGGCUGGUUUUUUCCAGAUCAAUUUGUGGACCGUUUGAACUUUCUCCAUCUGAGGCUUCAAACCCCAGAAAGUGGCAUCGGUUGAAUGAGCACUGGAUUGAUCAAACCGGGGAAAAAGGAAAUACAUGGGAAGUAAAAUUCUUCUCUGUGCUGGCAAAUA
Messenger RNA from Hemicordylus capensis (graceful crag lizard), 2281 nucleotides. It is a transcript of the gene NOX4, whose product is annotated as NADPH oxidase 4. Lineage: Eukaryota; Metazoa; Chordata; Lepidosauria; Squamata; Cordylidae. The transcript is spliced from 18 exons. The record is from RefSeq and is a predicted model, not a curated record. Gene Ontology annotation, cellular component: plasma membrane; NADPH oxidase complex. Bases 87 to 1838 code for a protein of 583 amino acids. Gene Ontology annotation, biological process: defense response; superoxide anion generation. Gene Ontology annotation, molecular function: superoxide-generating NAD(P)H oxidase activity.